UGGCAUUUGAUUGGUUUACUUUUAAUGAAACGCAAAACAACCGUACAACUGUUAGCAAUUAUUGUAUCUUUCUUUUUCUUUUACGAUGAUUUAAGAAAUGUCUGCACAAGUGACGACGGUUGGGGUUUUUUGGUUGUGUAAUUUGAAUGUAUUGGAUUACGGCGAAAUGUGUAAAAAGAGUGUGACUAGUGUCCACUUCUCGAAGAAGUUGACACUGGCUCGAUGGACUGCCGACUGCGACAAUCAAAGGCACGGUUGAUCAGCUGUACAAAGGUGUAAAACCUCUUGUAUCUUGAUCAUUUUGGUGAGAAAUGUCAACCUUAGAAGAAAUCAUGAACAUGGACCAAAGCAUGCCCUAUGACAAGUCUGCAAGGGGCAGAGUUGUGUUUGCAAGCAGUCCAGAGACAUAUACUAAUGCCAAUGGUGAGACAAAGCAGUCAAAGUCUGUUGCUAUAGCAGAUGACAAAAAAGCUGUGAAAGUUGUGUCGUAUGACCCAACCCAAUUCAACAAACUUAUUGAAGGUAAAACAAUAAUGUUGAGAAAUUUCAUCCGAAGGGAUGGGUAUAUCAUUCUAACCCGAACAUCUAGACUGUUCCCAACACAAGAAAUUGAAGUCCCUGACAGCAGAGUACAAGAGGGUAAGGCUCUUGUCAAUCCACCAGCGGCUCCUAUGGUUUCAUUGAGAGAAGCACUAAGGUCACCUCCAAAAACCAAAACAACUGUUUGCCGGAAAGUCAUUCAGGAUGAAGAAGAGCGCGACAUCCUGGUAGGAAAGUCGAAAAGUCCGACAAAGAUGAAAACAAUUUACAUACAGGAUGAAACGGUGGACAGAGUAAAAGUGGCUUUGUGGAGAAACACUAACAAAAACGUCAGAACUGGGGAUUUCGUCAAAAUCACUUAUUUGACAAUACACACUUACCAAACAAAGUACACAACUGAAACCAGCUUCAAUUCUACCUACACAACUUCAGUUACUAAAGUCGAACCACCAACUGUACAUGUGACACUUACAGUAAUUAGUGCCUGUGCACAAGAUGACGUUACAGAACUUCUCCUCAGUGAUGACUCUGUGAGGGCAAUUCCUUCACAAUUAUUAAUGGCUGCCCUUCCACAAGAACUUGAAGAAGUAUUGGAUCCAGAAUCUUUCUUUGCAGAGCGAAAAACAAACUUAAGGCUGCAAUUAAAAGGAUCGGAAGUACUUUCAGUGAAACUUCAGUAAACUGUUAUACAUAUACAUGACAUUAUUCAGCAUUCCUAGUUUACCAUGUUUUCCCUAGUGUUUUUUUUUAUAAAUCUCCUACUUUUUCAUACAUUUUACAACAAGCUCCUACUUCUCCUAGUUAUGCCCCCCUUCAAAGAAGGGGGAUAUUGCUUUGCACAUGUUGGUGUGUUGGUCUGUCCGUCCGUCCACCACAUGAUUGUCUGAUGAUAACUCAAGAACGCUUAGGCCUAGGAUCAUGAAACUUCAUACGUACAUUGAUCAUGACUGGCAGAUGACCAACUAUUGAUUUUGAGGUCAAUGGUCACAGGUGAAGGUCAUAGUGACUGGAAAUAGGAAAAUGGUUUUUAAAUGAUAACUCCAGAAUGCUUACGCCUAGGAUCAUGAAACUUAAUAGGGACAUUGGUCAUGACCAGCAGAUGACCCCAACUGAUUUUCAGGUCAAUAGGUCAAAGGUCAAGGUCACAGUGACCUGAAACAGUAAAAUGGUUGAAUGGAAAUAGCAAAAUGGUUUCCAAAUGAUAACUCAAGAAAGCUUUGCCUUAUGCCUGGGAUCAUGAAACUUCAUAGGGGCAUUUUCAGGUCACUAAAUCAAAGGUCACAGUGAAACGAGACAGUAAAGUGGUUUACUGGAAAUAGGAAAAUGGUUUCCAGAUGAUAACUCAAGAAGGCUUACGCCUGGUAUCAUGAAACCAUCACCACCUCCACCACCACCUCAGUGACAAAAAAAGUAUUCACACAAUAGCUGCCAUUACAACUGACAGCCCAUAUGGGGGGCUUGCAUUUUUUAUAAACAGCCCUUGUUCUUUUUCAAGUAACAAGUCUUAAAAACUUUUAAUGGGCAAAAAAAUAAUUUGAUUUUGUUAAUUUGAUGUCACCUGGAUAUGUAUACAUGUAUUCAUAGGGUUUUAAAUAUAGUUGUGUUUGCUGUAGGUAUAAUUUUUUGAUUUUGACAUUUGCAAAGAUUGCCAAUAUACAACAUGAAGAAGUGAUUAGGCAAAAUUAUUUUUACAAUACUUGAGGCUGGACCCUACACAUUCAGUUUAAUUGGGUCUAGCCACUCAUUAGUUAUCAAUAAGAAAGCAGGGAAAUUUAAUAUUUGAGUUUCAUCUACAGAUCAUGUGAUGUAGCAUUUAUAGGUACAGGAAAAGACUCGACCUUGUAUAAAUGCAAUGGAUCUUUCAGUUAUAAAAUUAGAAGUUAUAAAAUUAAAAACAAGCUUGAUCUUGUAAACAGAAAAUCAUUCAUUGAGUACACGACUUUCCAUUGAUUAAAUCUGGAACUCCUAACUUAAAUUCUUCUAAUUCAUCAUGUAUGCUACUGGUUUCUCUUAUAUGAUCCAUAAGAAUACUUGUAACAUAAUCAAUGACUUGGUGCAUAUUUGAGGAUGUUGAUUGCAAUCCGCAGUCAAUAAAUUUGUUUGGUAGCAUGUUAUAUUUAAUACCUGACAUACAGUUGUCCAUUCUUAUAAAUGGUUAGUUUAUUCAUGUGAUCAGCAAGAAAAUUGACAUGAUCCAUUGUUGUAGUGCCGAAAAGUCCUUUUGAAAGUUUAUCUAUGAAAAGCAAAAGUGCACUUUUACUUCUAGAUUAGAUUAUGGUUGAUUAAAGAAUAAGGCUCAAUACUCAAAUUGUACACUUGUAUUUUGCUCCUCUUCAUUGUCUGAGGCUUUUUAUUCGAGUCAUCAUGUGAGAUAACAUGUGACACGAUUGAUUGUUCACUUAACAAGCUGGAAGUGCAGACACAUCAAAUUAUUUUGUGUUCCCUUCAAUUAAAGCAUGAUGUCUAUUUAUUAAAAGGGUGUUAUUUUCAACUGCUAAUAUGUAAAGGUGAUUUUCCUGUAAAAGACUAUUUUUCGUCUUAACCAUUUGAAAAUUUAAGUGCGUUUGCCUUUGUUAUUUAGCCCUUUUACAUUUACAAUACAUAUGUUAAUAUUCAUUCAAAAGACAGAGAAUUACAUGAUACUAUUCUUGUUCCAAACAUUUAAAAAUCAUUUUGUAGAACUAGAUUAUUAGUUAAUACUUCAUUAUGCAAAGUUAUAUUAAGCUUUGAUGUUUAAAACUAUCAACUUCCAUGUUCUACAAGUUGUUAAUGCAUUGUGUUCAUUAAAUUCAUCUCAGCACUAAAUACUUGUUCAUUUUUAUGCCCCCCUUCGAAGAAGAGGGGGUAUAUUGCUUUACUCAUGUCGGUCGGUAUGUCGGUCUGUUGGUCUGUCGGUCCAUUCACCAGGUGGUUGUCAGAUGAUAACUCAAGAACGCUUGGGCCUAGGAUCAUGAAACUUCAUAGGUUCAUUGAUCAUGACUCGCAGAUGACCCCUAUUGAUUUUGAGGUCACUAGGUCAAGGUCACGGUGACCCGAAAUAGUAAAAUGGUUUUUGAAUGAUAACUCAAGAACGCAUACGCCUAGGAUCAUGAAACUUCAUGGGUAGAUUGAUCAUGACUCGCAGAUGACCCCUAUUGAUUUUUAGGUCAAAGGUCAAGGUCACGGUGACCCGAAAUAGUAAAAUGGUUUCCGGAUGAUAACUCAAGAAUGCAUACGCCUAGGAUCAUGAAACUUCAUGGGUAGAUUGAUCAUGACUCGCAGAUGACCCCUAUUGAUUUUGAGGUCACUAGGUCAAAGGUCAAGGUCACGGUGACCCGAAAUAGUAAAAUGGUUUUCAGAUGAUAACUCAAGAACGCAUAUGCCUAGGAUCAUGAAACUUCACAGGUAGAUUGAUCAUGACUCGCAGAUGAUCCCUAUUGAUUUUGAGGUCACAAGGUCAAAGGUCAAGGUCACGGUGACCCGAAAUAGUAAAAUGAUUUUCGGAUGAUAACUCAAGAACGCUUUUGCCUAGUUUUCGAUGUGUUGGUAACUCUGCCCUGCCUUCAUUUAGAUUGAUCUCGGUAUUAUUUAUAAACAUUUCAUUAUCAUUAGCACUUUGCUUUUUGAGUGGUUACUCCUCCGUUGUUAUAUGAAUAAUUUAGUGAAAAUGUUAAAUGUGUUAAAAUAUUGUUCCAAAAUAUUUUAUAACACUCAAUAGUGAUGCCAUCAGAUUCCGGACUUUUGUUAUUUGGCAUUUCUUAACGAGCUUGUCAAUAUUCAUAUUCAGUUUGUAAUCCUUCACAUACUUGUUAUUCCACUUCCUUUAAAGCAUGAUGUGUUAUUUUAAAGAGGUUGUUAUUUUCGACAUUCUUUCGUUUAUAGUGUUUCGCAAAAUUGGCUUCUUCUAUUAUAUGACUUUUAUUUGUUAUGUCUUUGCCAUUAACUACUAGUCUGUGUAUAGUUUUGUGUUUGCUACUACGUUUUAAAAUGUUUGCACAGUAUUUUGUAUUGUUUUCAUUGUGUUCAACAUGCUGUGCCCGUGCUCAAAGUAAUAUGCCAUUGAGGUGUGUGUGAUAAAUUCCUUCUAUUUUUUUGUGUGUGAAAAUUUCCUUCUUCAAUGGAGGUGGUAUAAUUUGUGUUUCUUUUAUGCAUCUGUUUUUCAAGUGCUUCAAUGACUUUUAUGGCUUCAUUUUCAAGUUUGUGUGUUUCUUUUUUUUUUUAGCUUACCUGAGCACAAUGUGCUCAUGGUGAGCUUUUGUGAUCGCCUUUUGUGUGUCGUCUGUGGUGCAGCGUCAACAUUUACCUUGUUAACACUUUAGAGGUCACAUUUAUUGUCCAAUCUUCAUGAAACUUGGUCAGAACAUGUGUCACAUUAAUAUCUUGGACGAGUUUGAAAAUGCUUCUUGUCGUUGAAAAACCUGCGUGCCAGGGGGUGUGGCAGUUUUCCUAAUAUGGCUAUUAUAAAACCUUGUUUAAGACUCUAGAAGUUAUAUUUUUUGUCCAAUCAUCAUGAAACUUGGUCGGAACAUGUGUUCCAAUAAAAUAUUUGACAAGUUCAAAAAUGAUUCCGGUUGGAAGAAAAACAUGGCAGCCAGGGGGCGGGGCAGUUUUCCUAUUAUGGCUAUAGUAAAACUUGUUCACACUGUAGAAGUCAAAUUUAUUGUCCAAUCUUCAUGAAACUUAGUCAGAACAUUUGUUCUAAUGAUAUCUUAAACGAGUUCGCAUAUGGUUCCAAUUGGUUGAAAAACAUGGCUGCAAGGUGGCGAGGCAGUUUUUCCUUAAAUGGCUACAGUAAAACCUUCUUGACACUCUAGAAGUCACAUUUUUAGUCCCUCACAACAUGUUUCCCAGUAAAAUCUUAAACGAGUUUGAAAAUGGUUCCAGUUGAAUGAAAAACAUGGCCGCCAGUGGUCGUGGCAGUUUUCCUUAUAUAGCUUUAGUGUAAAGUAAAUUUUCAACAUUCUUUCGUUUAUAGUGUUUCGAAAAAUAGGCUUCUUCUAUUAUUUGACUUUGAUUUGUUAUGUCUUUGCCAUUAACUACUAGUCAGUGUAUAGUUUUGUGUUUGUUUCUACGUUUUAAAAUGUUGUACAGUAUUUUGUAUUGUUUUCAUUGUGUUUAACAUGCUGUGCCCGUGCUAAAAGUAUUAUGCCAUUGAGAUGUGUGUGAUAAAUACCUACUAUUAUAAUUUUUAUGUCCCCCACUAUAGUAGUGGGGGACAUAUUGUUUUUGCCCUGUCUGUUGGUCAGUUGGUUUGUUUACGCGAACUUUAACAUUUUGCAAUAACUUUUGCUAUAUUAAAGAUAGCAACUUCAUAUUUGGCAUGCAUGUGUAUCUCAUGAAGCUGCACAUUUUGAGUGGUGAAAGGUCAAGGUCAUCCUUCAAGGUCAGAGGUCAAAUAUAUGUGGCCAAAAUCGCUCAUUUUAUGAAUACUUUUGCAAUAUUGCAGAUAGCAACUUGAUAUUUGGCAUGCAUGUGUAUCUCAUGGAGCUGCACAUUUUGAGUGAUGACAAGUCAAGGUCAUCCUUCAAGGUCAGAGGUCAAAUAUAUGUGGCCCAAAUCGCUUAUUUUAUAAAUAAUUUUGCAAUAUUAAAGAUAGCAACUUGAUAUUUGGCAUGCAUGUGUACCUCAUGAAGCUGCACAUUUUGAGUGGUGACAGGUCAAGGUCAUCCUUCAAGGUCAGAGGUCAAAUAUAUGUGGCCCCAAUCGCUUAUUUUAUGAAUACUCUUGCAAUAUUGAAGAUAGCAACUUGAUAUUUGGCAUGCAUGUGUAUCUCAAGGAGCUGCACAUUUCAUUUUUGUAAGAAUUUCCUUCUACAAUGGAGGUGGUAUAAUUUGUGUUUCUUCUGUUUUUCAAGAUCUUCAAUGACUUUUAUGGCUUCAUUUUCAAGUUUGUGUGUUACUUUUUUUAUUAGCUUACCUGAGCACAACUUUCUCAUGGUGAGCUUUUGUGAUCGCCUUUUGUGCGUCGUCUGUCAUGCAGCGUCAACAUUAACCUUGUUAACACUUUAGAGAUCACAUUUAUUGUCCAAUCUUCAUGAAACUUGGUCAAAACAUGUGUCCCAUUAAUAUCUUGGAGGAGUUUGAAAAUGCUUCUUGUCGUUGAAAAACCUGCGUGCCAGGGGACGUGGCAGUUUUCCUAAUAUGGCUAUUAUAAAACAUUGUUAAGACUCUAGAAGUUACAUUUUAAUCAUCAUGAAACUUGGUCAGAACAUGUGUCCCAAUGAAAUCUUUCACAAGCUCAAAAAUGGUUCCGGUUGGAAGAAAAACAUGGCCGCCAGGGGGCAGGGCAGUUUUCCUAUUAUGGCUAUAGUAAAACUUGUUCACACUGUAAAAGUCAAAUUUAUGGUCCAAUCUUCAUGAAACUUAGUCAGAACAUUUGUUCUAAUGAUAUCUUGGACGAAAUCAAUUAUGGUUCCAAUUGGUUGAAAAACAUGGCUGCCAGGUGGCGUGCCAGUUUUUCCUUAAAUGGCUAUAGUAAAACCUUGUUAACACUCUAGAAGUCACAUUUUUAGUCCGUCAAAACAUGUUUCUCAAGAAAAUCUUCAACGCGUUCGAAAAUGGUUCCAGUUGAAUGAAAAACAUAACCGCCAGUGGUCGUGGCAGUUUUCCUUAUAUAGCUUUAGUGUAUGUAUAGUAAAACCUUUUUAACACUCUAGAAGUCACAUUUAUUGUCCAAUCUUCAUGAAACUUAGUCAGAACAUUUCUACAACCCAUAACUCAGAUGAGUUUGAAAAUGGUUCUGGUCUGUUGAAAAACAUGGCUGCCAGGUGGCGGGCCAGUUUUCCUUACAUGGCUAUAGUAAAACCUUGUUAUAACGCUAAAAGUCACAUUUGUGGUCCAAUGCUUAUGAAACUUGGUCAGAAUAUUUGUACUUAUGAUAUCUGGGCUCAGAUAGAAAAUGGUUUAGGUCCGUUUAAAACAUGGCCGCAAGGGGGCGUGGCAUUUUUCCUAAUAUGGCUAUUUAGUAAUGUUAACACUAGAAGUCGCAAUAAUUAUCCAAUCUUCAUGAAACUUGAUCAGAACAUUUAUUCUAACAAUAGCUCAGCUGAGUUUGAAAAUGGUUAAAAUACGUUGAAAAAUAUCGCCGCCCGGAAGGGGGGGGGGGGCAGUUGUCCUUAUAUGGCUUUAUUGAAAACUUGUUGACGCUAUAUUAGCCUCAUUUAUUGGCCAAUCUACAUGAAACUUGGUCAAAACAUUAUUUUGUCCCAAUGAAAUCUUAGCGAAGAUUGAAAAUGGGUCAUAUGAGCUUAAAAACUAGGUCACUAGGUCAAAUAAAAAAAAAACUUGUUGAAAGUCACUUUUUUGGUCUAAUCUUCAUGAAUCAGCUUGCAUUUGUCCAGAAUAGUCUAGUACCUUUUGCUCUCAGGUGAGCGCCUUAGGGCCUAACAGCCCUCUUGUUUUAAAUGACUUGCAUCUUAUUGUUGUGUUAUGUAUCUUGCCUUUAAUUAUUUCCCAUAAGGUGUGUGGAUUUGCAUCUUUGUUAUCUUAAACUGUAUUGGUUAUUACCUGUUAUAUUUGUGUUUGAUAUUGUGUAUCUUUUCAAAAGCUAUUAUUUACUUUAAAAAAAAAGAACAUUUUGAAUAACAUAAUUGAAAACUACAAUUACAUAAACAUAUGGCAUACAGUUAAUCAUAAUGAAAAAAAAUACACCUGGCACUCAAACACAAAACCAGCAAUAUUUUGGAGAUAAGAUUUUUUUAAAUAUGCGAGUCUAUUGCAACAUUAUCGAAACAUGCAACAUAAAACCAGGAUUUAUGACUGAUCACUCGAUAGUUGAACUUUAACUGCAUGAAAUACAACCUGAAAUAGCCGAAGGUACUUUAAAGAUUUCCAUUUCUUUUAUCUCUAAUAAUGGGUUAAGAACAAUAUUGAAAUCCUCUCCGACUAUCUAUGUUCGGACCGUAAACGUUCAUUAAUGUUAAUUGUGCUUCGUGUAUUUUUAUAUCUAUACUUGCUUGUCUGCCAAUCAUUAUUACGUUCAAGUAAUCCACUGUUAUUCCUGUAUGACUUUUACUCAGACAAGCGAUGCCUUGUUUAUAUGUAUGUUGUCCGCUAAGAUAAAUAUCUCCGUCCCAUCCACUUUUUAAUGUUUUUGCUAAGGUAUGUUUUAGGUGACUUUCCUGUAUAAAAAAGACUUAUAAUACCUUUUUUGUCUAACCAUUUGAAACUUUUAGUGCAUUUUUCUUUGUUAUUUAGCCCUUGUACAUUUACAGUACAUAUGUUAAUACUCACACAAAAGAACGAAAAUUGCAAGAUACCAUUCUUGUUCCAAACAUUUUAAAAUCAUUUUGUAGAGCUAGAUUAUUAGUUAGUUCAUUAUGUCAAGUUAUAUUAAGCUUUGAUGUUAAAAACAAUUACCUUCCAUGUUCUACAGGUUGUUGAAACAUUGUAUUCAUUAAAUUGAUCUCAGCA
Molecule: messenger RNA, 8930 nt
Organism: Dreissena polymorpha
Lineage: Eukaryota; Metazoa; Mollusca; Bivalvia; Myida; Dreissenidae
Exons: 4
Coding region: 312-1220 (302 amino acids)
Source: RefSeq, a predicted model, not a curated record